Messenger RNA from Onthophagus taurus, 581 nucleotides. RefSeq names its product endocuticle structural glycoprotein ABD-4-like. Gene Ontology annotation, cellular component: chitin-based extracellular matrix. Gene Ontology annotation, molecular function: structural constituent of chitin-based larval cuticle. NCBI's taxonomy places the organism in Eukaryota, Metazoa, Arthropoda, Insecta, Coleoptera, Scarabaeidae. The record is from RefSeq and is a predicted model, not a curated record.
UAUAAAGACCGAAACGACUCCAAGUUCAUCAUCAGUAGAUCUGAAGAAAUUCAUUCAUACCACAAUGAAGACCCUGGUUUUUGUGUUAGCUCUUUCUGGAAUUGCUCUUUCAAUUCCACUACCAGAAAACCAAAAAUAUGGCAAGAAUACUUCUCCAGAAGAACCAAUUCCAAUUGUAAGCCAAUUAACCGACAGCGGCUUCGAUGGAACCUUCACCAAUAAUUUUGAAACCGGAAAUGGCAUCACCGUAGAACAAAGUGCCGUGUUGAAAACGAUUCCAGAUCAAGUGGAUGAUAAAAUUGAGAAGCAAGUUCAAGAAGUAAUUGGGUCUUAUAGUUAUACAGCCCCUGAUGGUACACCGGUUAAAAUCGAAUACAUUGCGAACGAAAAUGGUUUUCAAGCGCAAGGAGAUGUUCUUCCGAUUCCUCCACAACCAUCUCCAAUCAUUGCUCGUGCACUGAAAUUCAUUGAAGAACAUAAACCCACCGAAGAUGAGUAAUGUUCAAAAGUUGCGUAAAUAUUUUUGAUUAAUUCAUGUUUUAUAUUUUAAACAAAAAUAAUAAAGAAUUAUCUUAAUACAU